CAAGCGACCGCGGUCAGGGGUCAUUGAUGACGUAGUAUGGCUCGUGGUGAUUGGAAGCUUCGCGGGAAAACGUCAAAACAACAAAACGGCUCUGAUGGACACGAGUGACUCGUUAAGAGUUUAAAGUUUAAUCAAAUAAAUAUUUUUUUUUUAAAUCAUCUGUCGGACAAAGCUUAUCUAGGUCCUCUUAACCUGCGGCGACACGUGAACACUACAACACCUGAGCUAGCUGCACCGUUAGCUUCAGGCUAACACCACCGUCAGAAGGAGCUAAUCGGUUAGCUUAGCAUUAGCCCGGGGAUUAUCGGACAGGCGGCGGAUAAACGGAACCGGAGGAACCGGACCGGGUCUGAGGAAAUGGCGGAGAGGCCAGAAGACCUGAACCUUCCCAAUGCGGUCAUCACUCGCAUCAUCAAAGAGGCGCUCCCAGAUGGCGUGAACGUGUCUAAAGAAGCAAGAAGAGCCAUUUCCCAGGCGGCCAGCGUCUUUGUGUUGUACGCAACGUCCUGCGCCAAUAACUUCGCCAUGAAGGCCAAAAGGAAGACGCUGAAUGCUGGAGACGUGCUGGCCGCCAUGGAGGAGAUGGAGUUCGAACGUUUCCUGGAGCCGCUCAGAGAAGCUCUGGAAGUUUACAAAAAGGGCCAGAAGGGGAAGAAGGAAGUUUCUGAGCAGAGACGCAAAGACAAAGAGAAGAAAGUCGACUCUGAGAACGACAAGAGCCGAGAGGAGGAGGAGGAAGAGGAGGACGAGGAGGAGGAGGAGGAGCAGGAGGAGCAGCAGCGCAUGGAGGAGGAGAACCAAGCUGAGAACGAUGCUGAGGAGGAGGAGGUGGAGAACUGAGGUCCCUGAAGGCAUCGCCUCGUCUUCUGAAGCAACAAUCAUCCUGAACGCAGCCAGUCAGAGCUGAUGCUUCCUGGUCAAUCUGAGACCGGAACCAGAACUAAAAGGAUCCAGACCUGUUCCCUUCAGACUGGACUAGAGUCUAGAGUCUGGUCUCUGAGGCCGUUAUUCCCUAAAACUCCUUUUGUUUGUACUUUUGUAGAACGUGUAAACAACAUUUCAAUAAAUAAUUUUGUAUGAAAAUCAAA
Molecule: messenger RNA, 1088 nt
Organism: Mugil cephalus (flathead mullet)
Lineage: Eukaryota; Metazoa; Chordata; Actinopteri; Mugiliformes; Mugilidae
Gene: pole3
Product: polymerase (DNA directed), epsilon 3 (p17 subunit)
Exons: 4
Coding region: 358-840 (160 amino acids)
Biological process (GO): leading strand elongation; heterochromatin formation; DNA damage response
Cellular component (GO): epsilon DNA polymerase complex; CHRAC
Molecular function (GO): protein heterodimerization activity; chromatin DNA binding
Source: RefSeq, a predicted model, not a curated record